Electrophorus electricus (electric eel) is the source of this 2604-nucleotide messenger RNA. RefSeq names its product pseudouridine synthase 7 like (gene pus7l). Gene Ontology annotation, molecular function: RNA binding; pseudouridine synthase activity. The record is from RefSeq and is a predicted model, not a curated record. Gene Ontology annotation, cellular component: nucleus. Gene Ontology annotation, biological process: pseudouridine synthesis. NCBI's taxonomy places the organism in Eukaryota, Metazoa, Chordata, Actinopteri, Gymnotiformes, Gymnotidae.
CCUUUAAGAAAGACCAGUCUUCCACAAGUGGGGCGGAACUUUCAUCGUGGAUUCACAUUGUAGCUAUAAUGGAACAGGAGUCGCCGAGCCUUGAGUGCUUCAUAACUGACCAUGAAGGUUUCCAUGGCACCAUUAAAAACUCAACCAAAGACUUUGUGGUCAUUGAGAUAGACAUCCAUGGCCGUGCUGUGAAUAGACCACUUAUUCCCGAUGACCCCACAGAUUUGACAUGCACUGAAGUCAGAGGGUCUUCGCUCAACAAAAACUUGAAUGCAAACCUCCGGCCUGAAAAUACAGCCUCAGAUGAAGUCGCUGUUGGAAUGACCGGUUUGAAUGACGAUGAUGUUUUGAGCCAGGAUUGUUUUGACCUGAGGGUAAUACUGGGCUCUUCUGCAAACGAAGCCUUAGAACAGUUUACCAAUAGAAUGCUGGUAUGUAGUGGGGAGCAAAAGAACAUGGAAAUGUCCCUUGGCUCCUUCCCUGACAAACACCAGCGUGCCAAUGUGCACAGGGCAGUGAGGCACAACUUCCCAUUCCUCAUGACAGUCACCAACCAGGAAGAGAUCUGGGUCAGAGAGGAUCCAGGCUUCAAGGAGCUCUCUGAGCUUGUCUCUGAGGGGGAAGCAGAGGACUUCUUCAGGUUCAUAGAUGCUAAAGCUCCGGGCUUGGCGUUCACCUUCCUGACGGAUAACAGCAAGGAGCACCGCACGCGCAUCCACCAUUUCGUGAGCAGGAGGUUCGGGAAGCUGGUGGAGACAAAGAGCUUCACAGACCAGGACGGGACCGCCAUUACAGUCAGGCUGAGAGAAAGAGGAAGAUGGCCAAAGAAGAGGACAGCGGCAGAUUGUGAAAAGCAGGUGGACACCUACACAGCUUUCACGCUAAGGAAGGAAAACCUAGAGACUCUGGAAGCCAUCAGCUACAUGGCGGCAGCGCUAGGAGUCAUUCCCUCUGAUUUCUCCUAUGCUGGCACCAAAGACAAAAAGGGCAUCACUUAUCAGUCCAUGACUGUAAAGAAGAUCUCCCCACAGCGGCUUGUGGAAUUGACCCCUGAGUUUGAAAGGAGAGGAAUGCAACUGUCUCGCAUUAUUCCAGCAUCUGAGCCUCUUCGGCUCGGACGGCUACAGGGCAACCAUUUUGACUUGGUCAUCCGUGACGUGAGGCCUCAUGGGAAGUGUAGUUCCACCGACUUAGAAACGCUUGUGAAGGAGGCUGUGGAGAAUGUGAAGGCCCAUGGUUUUGUGAAUUACUAUGGUCCUCAGAGGUUUGGAAAUGGCCAGAGCAUUCAAACUGACCAAGUGGGACUCGCACUUCUGAAAGAAGACAUGAACGCUGCUGUCAGGUUGUUCCUGAGUCCAGACGAAGGUGAUGACCUCCACAAUAAAGCCAAGCGGCAUUUUCUUCACACAGGGAACGCCAAGGAGAGCCUGGCACUGAUGCCCGCAUGCAGGGCACGUGAGCGGCUCAUGCUCCGCGCACUACACCGCUAUGGCAAAGGGCGCCAGGGCUGCGAGCAGGCCUGGCUCAGCCUGCCCCACGCCACCAGGCUCUUCUACCUGCAUGCCUACUGCAGCCGCCUGUGGAACCAGGCCGCCAGCUACAGACUGCGUGCCCUCGGGCCCCGGCCCGUCCAGGGCGACCUGGUCCAAGCCGAGCGCCUGCGCCACGACCCCACUCCGGGAGCGACCCACACACCACAGGUCCAUGUUGUCACUUCUGCAGAAGAGAGAGACAAUGUGUUCUCACUGGAUCAGGUGAUUCUCCCAAUGCCAGGCAACACUGUGAAGUACCCAGAGAACAUUGUUGGUGAGUGGUAUCGGGACAGACUGGCACAGGAUGGCCUGGGAUCCAGCCGCUUCAGAAUCCCCUCCCUCAAACUCAAUGCCCCCGGGAGCUACCGCCCUUUGCUGGCUAUCCCCCAUAACAUCACCUACAAGGUGCAUGAGGAACCGCAGGUGACAGAGCAUUUGAGCCCUCAGCGUAUAUCCCUCCUCACGCUGUCAUUUGACUUGGACGCAUCCUGCUACGCCACAGUGUUUGUCAGAGAAAUCAUGAAGUGUGAGCCCUAGGAGCAUAUAGACACUACUAUUACAUUUUUAAAGACUUUCAGGAAUUGCCCAGAUCUGGGUUGAGUUAAAAAAAAAAAUAAUAAUUAAUUAAAAAAAUAUAUAUUUCAUUUCAUCAGAUGACCACUAGAUGGGGUUGAUAUAAAACAUUAGAUGCUGUUUUUUGUUUUUUUUUUUGUUUUUUUUUUAAUAGAAUGAGAUUCAUAAUCUGUUAAUAUAAACAUAUCUUGUUCUUCGAUUAAACAAAUUUCAGUAGGUUUAUUUGACUUAUUUUACAGUAAGUAACUAUUGUCAACGGAUUAGCUUUGCUUUUCUUACUGAAUAAAACUUUAGAAUGGAGUCUUCACAGUAGUGUUAUUUACUCAUUUAUAAAGUGCGAAGGCAAAGGGGUACAAGAAAGCUAGUUUCCUUCAAUGCUGUUUAUUAAAUUGGUUUUGAUAGAGCAAGAGACAGGCAUUUUGCUAUCAGUAGUACACCAUGUAAAUAGCGCCAUUAUUUUUUCAAGCUGUUUAAGUGGGUAAAAAUAUGUCUUGGCUAA